CCAUUUAUCAAUGAUAUAAGUGAUGACAAUCUUAGGGUGAAAUUUGAGUAAAAUAUUCAUAAUAAUCAAUUCGGCAAAGCAGAAAGUUGGUAAAACAUUGUUUUACCAGGAGCAGUUACUGAAUGCUUUGCAGUUCAACAAAGGGAGAGAACCAUGCUGCUUCUAUCGUUUAUCCUGGUUUCAUUUCUAUCAGUUAUUGAAAGCCAGUCCGGGCUGAUUUUGGAAGUUAUGCAACGAGAACGAUUAAAUGUGGCACUUUUGCAUGACUGUAAUGUUACAUCAGUUGACUUUUUCAAGCAUUUAAGCACAAACUUUUCUGGAUUUAUCCAAAUUUUGCAAAUGAAUUCAGAUUGUUUCUACGAAGAUCAUACGCGGAUUAUGAACUCGAGACAUCAUAGGAUGUGUGUAAUUGUCGAUCUGGAGUGUUCUGGUAUUAUGAAAUUGAUGGAAUUUAGUUCGUUGCAUGGAUAUUUUAAUGGUUCUUAUCAUUGGAUACUCAUGUCUCGAUCACGUCUGAGAAAUGUCAUUGAAAGAAUGAAGAAUCAAAAUUUAAACGUCGACUCCAAAAUUACGAUUGCGUUGUCUAAUCAAAACCAAUUGGAAAGAUAUAGCUUGUUUGAAAUAUUCAACACAGUUAAAAGGCAACAUGGUAAACUAAAUGUUACAUUCAUUGGAUUAUGGACUCCUGAUAAAGGAUUGCAGUUGAUUUGCAAUACCAAGUCUUAUCUGAAUAGAAAAGAUUUGAAAGGCAUUACUCUAAAAACUGCUGUCUCUGUAUGAGUGCAAAAUGGCGAUAAAAGUACUUUCAUCGAAUAAUUAUCAAUAUAACA
Culex pipiens pallens (northern house mosquito) is the source of this 830-nucleotide messenger RNA. RefSeq lists its product as uncharacterized. The record is from RefSeq and is a predicted model, not a curated record. The transcript has a single exon. Lineage: Eukaryota; Metazoa; Arthropoda; Insecta; Diptera; Culicidae. Bases 154 to 780 code for a protein of 208 amino acids.